This is a messenger RNA of Fusarium odoratissimum NRRL 54006, 2376 nucleotides long. RefSeq lists its product as uncharacterized. Gene Ontology annotation, cellular component: mRNA cleavage and polyadenylation specificity factor complex. Gene Ontology annotation, molecular function: mRNA binding. NCBI's taxonomy places the organism in Eukaryota, Fungi, Ascomycota, Sordariomycetes, Hypocreales, Nectriaceae. The coding region runs from base 860 to 1963 and encodes 367 amino acids. Gene Ontology annotation, biological process: mRNA alternative polyadenylation. The transcript has 3 exons. The record is from RefSeq and is a predicted model, not a curated record.
UCCCAGCUUAUUUCCCCGGGCCCCAAACGCGCAGGCGCUAGCAGGUAGACGCCAGCUUCCGCGAGUCGCAGUGCUUUUGCUUGCGAAGCUCUUCCCCAGAAAAGAAAGCGUGAAGCUCUCUUCUUCCUUCCGUCAUCCGCUAACCUCUUUUCCUUCAUCUUUCCAUCCUCCUCCACUCUCACAACGACUCUAGGUCGAAGUUCCAAAGUGUUUCUCACGCUUUGAUUACCACAAAUUGUCCGUUCGACCUGCCUUGUUUGCGAUCAAGCUUGGAGCGCGCCAGAGCCUGAUUCCAAUCAUCGGCCAAAAUCGACGCUUGAGCACGAGCGUUGGGAUCACUAACACACGUAGAUCCCUGUAACUAGGCGAUUCUUCGCGAAACGAACCCGGUCGCGAUCUGUUUCGAUAUCGAGGUUUAGGAAAGAAGGAGAUUGAUCGGGCUGACGGCAUCCUCUAUUCCAUUGCUCCCCAUCUGUAUCUGAGCGCUCGCUCGGAAUAUCGGGAGCUAGACAGCGAGGAUUGCAAGCACAGAGCUUCGUCCUGAGUAUCGCAUCUUUGAGUCAAGAACCAUCUUAUCAGGGGGUUAUACCUAUAAUAAGGCCCCAAUCUUGUUACGAGGAGUGUACGUAUUGCAAGCUCCCAGUCCAAUUCAUUUCUCUCGGGUGUACAAGGCCUCUGAGUCUUGCGGGCGGCGUUUGUUAGCGAUGGAACGUUCAAUGGCUGAUGACUUAUGUGUAAAGACCAGAGGCCAACUCUUGUAUCUCGCAGGCAGCCUAAUUAUCACAUUUGACAAUAUCCUCAUUACUGCCCAAAUCUCUGCACGGCAUUAAUCUGUGCCAAGUGCUUAAAGUCAGUAAAAAUGGCUGAAGAAGAUUUCGAAAUCGAUAUCUACGGCGAUGAGAGCAACGACCAUCAGCAAGAUGACCACCGAGGCGAUGACAAUAACCAGGACCAUCACCAAGGCGAUGAUCGAAGGGAUAGCCAUGGUGACCAGAACAUGGAGGAGUACCACGCCGACAACCACCACCAUGCAGGAGACAGCCACAGUUCAAGUCAUCUUCAAGCGCAUGGUUCUCAACAGGGGACAAAGAGGAAACAGGAAGAUGAUGGUCGACCAGUUGACCAAUCUGCCACAACCUCGCUCAUGAUCUCGGAACUUAACUGGUGGAACACAGAUGAUGAUAUUCGAGGUUGGGCGCGAGAAGCCGACUGCGAAGAUGAGAUUAAGGAUAUCACCUUCAGCGAACACAAGGUCAAUGGCAAAAGCAAGGGCCAAGCUUACAUCGAGUUCUACUCGCCCCAAGCAUCUACAGCCACUAAGCGUCGUAUCGAACAGAUCAUAGCUGAAAGCCAAGGGGCCCAGAAGAAGCUCACCUUGACCUACUGGACCACUACCAACAAUCCCUUCAAAACCCUCCCCAAAGAUGCCCCUGCCAGAGGCAAGGAUCAAAACCGUGCACCAUCCGGCUCAUACAACAAUGACCGAGGCGGCGGUCAUAUGGGCGGUAACUUUGGUGGUGGUUUCCGAGGAGGAAGGGGUGGAGGCUACAACCGUGGUGGUAUGAACCAAGGUGGUUACAACCGGAACUUCAACAACAACAAUAAUAUGGGCGGCUACAAUAACAUGGGAGGUGGUUACAAUGGACCCAUGGGUGGCGGCGGCGGCGGUAACUUUGGCUUCAACAACCGCGGAGGUAUGAUGGGAGGGGGCAUGCGUGGUGGCCCUGGUGGUAUGCGAGGUGGUCGAGGAGGCAUGAUGGGUAUGAACCCCAUGGGUGGGAACAUGGGCGGGAUGCCUAUGGGGAUGCCUGGAAAUAUGGGCAUGGGCAUGAUGGGACCUAACGGUAUGCCUGGGUUCCAAGGAAUGCCUCCCAACUUCAACCCCGGCUUCGGCUUCAACCAGAACCAGGGCGGCGGCGAUUGGGGCAACCCUCAUGGAGCAAAGAGACCACGACCAGAGUAGUACCCCGUCGUUGGGCCUAAUAUUCCGCGCCAAAUGAUCCCAAUGGCGCCUCUGAGUACAAACACAAGCACAAGCAUGGACAAAGGGAAAUCGGGACAACAAUGAGAGUCUGAUAUGCGUGCAUUUAAUUCCGAUCUCUAGGCCAAAGACGAGUACGUUUUGGGAAGUUUGCGAAACCGCAUGAAUAUGUUAUCGAGUGAAAAAGGUUGAGGGAUAAUGGAAAGCAGUAACUGGGCACGUGUAACAUAGAUUAUGGAUGUUAAGGUUAGGGCAUUGGCGUCAACAAAGCGUUUUGUUUAAGUUUUCGUGAGUCACUGAAGAGAAAGUUACCUACGUGAAUUGUGAUAUUGCCUAGAGUGGGCUUGAGUAUAUAAAGAACAUGAAGUCUUCUCCCAGACCGAUCUACUUUCCUC